AUGUUUGCCAUGCUUCCUUCAUAUGGUAGGAGAAAUUUCCUGACAGGGAAGCAGGGUGGCCGAACUUUGCCUGGCAAAGAGGACCUCAUCGGAAUGAGGUGGGAGGAGGACGGCCCUCUCGAUGAGAUGUUCGGGUUGGAGGACUACUGUCCUUCCUAUCCUGAGGGCGAAGACAUGGUCUUGAUCCAGCGGGACGAGAUCCCUAAGGAUGGCAACGUGGCAGGGCAAAUGGGUGGCAGUGUGCUACCUG
Molecule: messenger RNA, 250 nt
Organism: Symbiodinium necroappetens
Lineage: Eukaryota; Dinophyceae; Suessiales; Symbiodiniaceae
Source: the annotation of a GenBank genome assembly